Clarias gariepinus (North African catfish) is the source of this 3976-nucleotide messenger RNA. RefSeq names its product B-cell receptor CD22-like. The coding region runs from base 2139 to 3395 and encodes 418 amino acids. Lineage: Eukaryota; Metazoa; Chordata; Actinopteri; Siluriformes; Clariidae. The record is from RefSeq and is a predicted model, not a curated record. The transcript is spliced from 8 exons.
AAGAUGAGUAAGUGAGUGAAAACAUUAAUAAGUAAAUUAAAAUUGAUAUCUUAAAAGAAAAGAAAAUGUUUUAUUUAUUUAUUUUAAAAAAUGCUGCCAUCAACUUGUCUGAUCUUUAUCCUGAUGAUCUCAGGUGCAUACAAUAGACAAUAAUUCUUCAUCCAUCAAUAUAUUUUUAAUUCAUAUAAAUCAACUUCUUUAAUCAUUUGCUUUUGUAUGUGUCUAAUUAAAAAAACACACAUAAUAAUGGUUAAAUGUUUUCUUCAAGUGGUAAAGAAUUGUUUUUAUUCCUCCAGCUUGGAGUUUCAAAGGAGAGAAGGAGUCAAAAAUUUGGUAUUAAAAAAAAACCAAAAAAUUUUUUCUAGUUGUUUCAUAAGAGUUUAAACCCCUUCAUACUCAAUUGGGGGAAAACAUGGUUUAAAUAAAUAACCGUGAAAGUGUAAAAACGUGCAUGUUGGUAGAUUCAAGAAGAGAAUACAGUGUUUGCAGGAGGAAUGGGACAAACUAACACCUGCAACACUUAGUCACUUGAUUUCUGCAAUGCCUACACAUCUUUUAAGUGUUGUUAAAAGACAGGGGAACUGUACAAAGUGGUAAAUGCUGUAAAUUACCAUCUCAGGGAGUUUUUCUUUGCCACUGUUGCCAUUACUCUUGGCUUGCUCAUCAAAAACAUUUCAUUCAUCAAUCAUUCAUUCAUCUCAUUAUUAUCUGGACACAUUUUCUUUUUACACAUACACACUUCCAAAUAUACCAUUAAAAACAGUGUUACACGUCCAAAAGGUCCACCAUAAAAUUGAUAAAGCAAAAAGAAAUUAAUCUCUCAGCAAGGGCGUAAGACCCAAAAACAGAAAAAAACAGAUCCAUCAGCAAAGAAUCUACUGUACAAUGCCGUUUGCGUCCACAUGGUGGCAGCAACGUGUCAAAACAGCAUGGGGAGAGCUGCAACAACAAUUCCCCGUUCAGAAGUUCGCUUCUCUUUUUUAGUAGCGCGGAAAUACUGUCAGAAUAGUCUCACAUGUCAACUGUAAUAGGGCAGAACUUUCGCAAUCUCACAGUGCCCCAGCUCUAUUCAGAAGGAGACAAACGCUCACACAGCUCUCUUUCAGCGACUCCCCUCUCGUAUAAAGUUGGUGUUCGGCUUGUUUCCACAGCAAGUUUCACUUCUUCAAUAAAGCAGCUCAAGCUCGAUCCAGCCCCUCGUCAGCUCACUUCGGUACUCACUUACUGCAAUUCACGUACAAAAAUGAGUCAGGAAAAAAUCGCUGUGUUACUUUUCCCGCCACUAUGACGCUCUCCGUUGCCUCUGUUUUUUCCGCGUCAGUCGAACACACAAAAAAACUGUCGCUCCUCCUCCGCCUCGUCUCUCUUCCGCCCUGCCUCACGUUGCUUUCAGAAUCAGUUUUUUUUGUUAAAAAAAAAAACUUUACAUUUAGGCAUACACUCUUAUCCAGAGCAACUUACAUGUUUAUCUUAUUAUACAUCUAAGCAGGGCCCCACAGUGGCAACUUGGUGGUUGAACCUGGGAUCUUUUAAACCAUAGUCCAAUGCCUUAACCACUGAGCUACCCCUGACUCCUAAAAGAGGAAGGGGGCCCUUUACAUGACAUCUCCACACAAAUAAAUUAAUAAAUGAAUGAAUACUUCCCAUGAUGUCUAGUUAUUCUUGUAUUUGAUCAUUUUGCCCAACAAUUGCAAUAGGAAUAAGAAGUGAACUGUCAUUGUGUUCAUUCUGAAAUUAUAAAGCCACUUAUUGAUUUACAUAGAGGCAAUGAUAUAUUAAAACUCUGCAUAUUCUACAUCGCUUUUGAUUCGUUUAACAUGCACAAUUACUUACAGCAACUAAAUGAAAUCAAAAAGAUACCAGGUAAAGAAUGUAAAAUGUUGGAAGAAAAAAAAAAUAAUCUGGACAGCAAAGAGGAAACAGAAACAGAUCUACCACCGCGGAAACGAAAGUGAAAGUUAACAUGACGCAUAAACACUUGGCUGCAAGAUGAUUUUUUUUUUUUUAUCCAGGAAGCGUCAGAUUGAGCACCAGAGUUAAGCUGUACUGAGAAGCAGCAGCACAGCCCGAGCCGAAACUGAGACUGGAACUGGUGGACAGACACAAAGACAGAACUCUUACGGUGAAAACCUUCACCAAUGAUGUCCCUCAAAAUGCCACCUUCAUCUUGUCUGAUCUUUCUUCUGAUGGUCUCAGGAGCUUUCGGGAAUGAAUGGAGUGUGACAUACAGCCAGACAAAUCUCUGUGCUUUAAAAGGAUCUACAGUGUUAAUGAAUGGCUCGUACACACACCCAGCAUGGCUUACAGUGACACAUACAUUUUGGUUAAUAAACCCAUUUGAAGGUAAAGACACUGGUCUGUUUGAUGAACCAGGUUACUCAGACAGAGUGGAGUAUUUAGGAGAUGAAGAGAAACACUUCUCCCUCAGACUGAGUGACGUGAAGAAAUCAGAUCAAAAUGAAUACUACUUCAGAAUCAGAACAAAUGAAGAAAAAUGGCUCGGCCAACCUGGAGUUAUUCUUCUUGUUACAGAUCUUCAGGUGAUCGCUCCUGCAGAAGUAACAGAGGGACAAUCAGCCAUUCUGACCUGUGAAACCACUUGCAGUCUGACUGAUCCAACAUUUAUCUGGUACAAAAAUUGCCAUUGUUUAACCACAAACACAACCAAGAGCAAUGAAAUCCACCUGCAGCCGGUCAGCAGUGAGGAUGCAGGCAGUUAUAGCUGUGCUGUAAGAGGAUAUGAACAUCUCCCCUCUCCUGCUCAAAUCCUCAGGAUCAGAUAUCCUCCAAAGAAUGUCUCAGUGUCCAUUUCUUCCGAUGAAAUAGUGGAGGGCAGUUCAGUGACUCUGACCUGCAGCAGUGAUGCUAACCCACCUGUGGAGAUCUACACCUGGUAUAAGGGGACCAUGAUGAUAGGCAAAGGAAAGACCUACACCAUCUCCAAGAUUAGCUCUGGAGAUGGCAGAGAGUACAAGUGCAAGUGUAGUAAUCAAGCUGGACAUCAGGAGUCCAGCAGUGUAACUCUGAAUGUUUUGUAUCCUCCAAAAAAUGGCUCAGUGUCAAUUGUCCACAUUAACAUUGUGGAGAGCAGUUCAGUGACUCUGACAUGCAGCAGUGAUGCUAACCCACCUGUGGAGAUCUACACCUGGUUUAAGGUGAAUGAAUCCUCAGCUGUAGGAUCUGGACAGAGUUACACAGCUCUAAAGAGUGGACAGUACUACUGCGAGGCUCAGAAUAAACACGGCUCUGAGAGAUCAUCUGCACUGUCCAUCACUUUAAACAGAAGUUCUGUGAUUGUGUAUGUAUCUGCUACAGUUGGACUUUUUGGUCUUGCAGCUCUUCUCUCUGCACUCUUUUGGCUGAGAUUGAAGAAACAGAAGAAAAAGACAGAUUAAGACGAUUAUCAUGUGAGUAACUUAGGCUUAAGACGUUGAAUUACUGAUCAAAACCUCUCUAAUUUAAAUCUUAGUAGCACCAAGCUGCCACCGACCAAGAUCAGAACCUUCUAACAUUCUGCCCCUUUCUUUCUGCAGACACUUGUGUUUUGAUAACAAUAAUAAUGGUGUUAAUAUCUGUGUUUUUUCUUUCGGACUUUGAGGAACACAAUGAAUUAAAUGAGUGCUAAAAGAGCUGAUGAAUAGAGAGAGCUCCUCACUGAAGUUGAACUUGAACAGCUGAUGAAUAGAGUGAGCUCCUCACUGAAGUGGGGAAACUGAAUCGCUGAACACCAGCAACAUCAGCAACUUACAGACAUUUAAAUCAGACUUAAACAUUUUAUAACAGUGUGUGUAAUAUUUAUUCAGUCAGGUCUGUUUCAGUCAGCAGAUGAGUUUUCACUUUCACUUGUGCUUUUUCUUAACAACAAACUGGCCAGCUAGCAUUAGUGGUCAUGUUUACAAUCCAAAAUAUUUUAUGCCCCAAGUAUAGUAUAACAGUAAGUGUUAUACUAUCCUAUUAUAUUACAUACAUAAUAAAC